Molecule: messenger RNA, 2183 nt
Organism: Ictidomys tridecemlineatus (thirteen-lined ground squirrel)
Lineage: Eukaryota; Metazoa; Chordata; Mammalia; Rodentia; Sciuridae
Gene: Gpr19
Product: G protein-coupled receptor 19
Biological process (GO): G protein-coupled receptor signaling pathway
Cellular component (GO): plasma membrane
Molecular function (GO): G protein-coupled receptor activity
Source: RefSeq, a predicted model, not a curated record
UCUGCCUGGUAAUUGGCAGCCAAACUGGACGCUUGAGAAUAUCCGUCACGUUGAUACCGUGGAUUCGAGUACACAACACUACAUUGUUCGAAAGUUUUAGCUAAAACUCCAUUGGGUUGUAUGGUGAUCCCUUCUUUCUAUUUGUGUGUUGGCCGUGAAUUCAGAGGUUUCAGCAAACCCAGUGCCAAAGGAGCGGGAGUGGGACAGAGCCCGUCAAGGUUUUUAAAUAAGAGCGAUGAGUUUAUGUGUUUGGAAACAUAACUCUGGGAGCGCCAUAAAGGAGUGAUUCCGAGGGACGAAAGAAUUUUUUUCCCCCUGAAGAUUGUGAUAAAGAUGUGUGAACUAAGGUAAUGCAGUGGGAAGAACCAAAGAAUUUUUGAGGAUACUUGGAACACCUGCGCAAGCACUGGAUUUUGCCCAGCGACAUCUUAAAGGAAGCAGGCUGUGAGCCAAGGGGAAGGCAGAGGACAGAUAUGAGCGUGUCCCCAAGAUUUCCUGGUGGUUUAUGGUAUUCUCCAAACUCCUAUGCAAGGUCUGUGCCUGACCAAGAAGACCCAAGGAGACCUUCUCUAAAAUCAAGUCCGGAUGAAGGUCCUGGGCUGCUCACACAGGACAAAAUAUAUGGAGUGAUCCAUUGGAUACCCUCUGAUUAUGAUAGAGAAGUGAUUGCGGUCUGAGCUAAUGUGGGACCUUGAAGGCUUCUGGAUCUGUUGCUUCAAGAUUGCCUUUGUGGGCAGGUAGACUGUUCCCAGCCAGGAAACUCCAUGUCUUGGAUCAACCUUCAGAGCUGUACUCCUCUGUUAUCUUUUGCCCUGGCCUGGUGCACAGUGAAGAGAACUAAGAGGAAAAAAGUGAAUAUGGUUUUUGCUCACAGAAUGGAUCACAGCAAGCCACCUAUGGUUAUUCCUACACCUCUGGUGUCCCUCCAGAACCACAGCUGCACUGAAACAGCCACGCCUCUGCCAAGCCAUGACCUGAUGGAUUUAUAUGAGGAGCCCAACUGGACGAGCAACAGAACAGACCUUCAAUAUGGACUGAAACCGGGGGAAGUGGCCACAGCCAGCAUUUUCUUUGGGGCUCUGUGGUUGUUUUCUAUCUUUGGCAACUCCCUGGUUUGUUUGGUUAUCCAUAGGAGCAGGAGGACUCAGUCUACCACCAACUACUUUGUGGUCUCCAUGGCCUGUGCUGACCUUCUCAUAAGCGUGGCCAGCACUCCAUUUGUCCUGCUCCAGUUCACCACUGGAAGGUGGACAUUGGGUACCGCGAUGUGCAAGAUGGUGCGAUACUUUCAAUAUCUCACUCCAGGUGUCCAGAUCUACGUUCUCCUCUCCAUCUGCAUUGACCGGUUCUACACCAUUGUCUACCCACUGAGCUUCAAGGUAUCCAGAGAAAAAGCCAAGAAAAUGAUUGCAGCAUCAUGGAUCUUUGAUGCAGCCUUUGUGACCCCCGUGUUCUUUUUCUAUGGCUCCAACUGGGACAGUCACUGUAACUAUUUCCUCCCUUCCUCUUGGGAAGGAACUGCUUACACUGUCAUCCACUUCUUGGUGGGCUUUGUGAUUCCAUCUGUCCUCAUAAUCUUAUUUUACCAGAAGGUCAUAAAGUAUAUUUGGAGAAUAGGCACUGAUGGCCGAACAGUGAGGAGGACAAUGAACAUUGUCCCAAGGACAAAAGUGAAAACAGUCAAGAUGUUCCUCAUUUUAAAUCUGUUGUUCUUGUUUUCUUGGCUGCCUUUUCAUGUAGUUCAGCUGUGGCACCCCCAUGAACAAGAUUUUAAGAAAAGUUCCCUUGUUUUCACAGCUAUCACAUGGAUAUCCUUUAGUUCUUCAGCCUCUAAACCUACUCUGUAUUCAAUUUAUAAUGCCAAUUUUAGGAGAGGGAUGAAAGAGACUUUUUGCAUGUCCUCAAUGAAAUGUUACCGAAGCAAUGCCUAUACUAUCACAACAAGUUCAAGGAUGGCCAAAAAGAACUAUGUUGGCAUUUCAGAAAUCCCUCCCAUAGCCAAAACUGUAACCAAAGACUCAAUCUAUGAUUCAUUUGACAGAGAAGCCAAGGAAAAGAAGCUUGCUUGGCCCAUUAAUUCAAAUCCACCAAAUACUUUUGUCUAAUUUCUCAGAAUUCUUUCAAUUAUUGUUAUGUGUCAGAGAUUAAAAAGCUUUAACUAUAAAGACAAAUUUUUUACACUU